AUGGCUUGUGUGAAAGCAGUCAACUACACCAUUGUACUGAAUGGGGAAUCUCUAGAGCCAUUUAAUGCUGCUAAAGGCCUAAGGCAAGAAGAUCCAAUCUCUCCUUUCCUAUUUGCCAUUGCUAUGGAAUACUUGAGCAGACUUCUCAAUGAAUUACACCACUAUAAGAGGUUCAAAUACCAUCCCAGAUGUAGCAAACUACACAUAACUUAUCUAAGUUAUGUCGAUGACUUGUUGUUGUUUGCUAGAGGAGACACAUCCUCAACUCAAAGGCUACAGGAAUGCUUCACAAUCUUUUCAAGAGCUUCUGGAUUGCAAGCAAAUCUAAAUAAGAGUGCUAUAUACUAUGGAGUCAAAGUGAUCAAAUUAAUAGAAGCUUAUUGUAGAAGUUACAUGUGGUCUGGUGGUAAUGAAAUCACAAAGAGGACCCUCAUUGCCUGGGAUAAAGUGUGUCUACCUAAGACAGUAGGUGGACUCAACUUAAGCAACCUUCACAUCUGGAAUAUUGCUGCCAUUGCCAAAACUUUCUGGGAUUUAUCUCACAAGAAAGACAAAUUGUGGAUUAAGUGGAUUCAUACUGUGUACAUCAAGGAGCAGUGCAUAAACUCUAUGUCUAUCCCUAUGAAUGCAAGCUGGAUGGUGAGGAAGAUAUUGGAAGCAAGGGAGAUCAUAAAUCAGUUGCACAGACCAUUAAAGGAUAAGAAAAGCAUCAUUAAGCAGAUAUACCUUCAACUGACUCCAAUGUUACCUAAAACUACCUGGAGAAGUCUAAUGUGUAGCAAUGCUACCAGACCUAAGGCUAUAAUCACAAUGUGGCUUCAAUGCCAAGGAAGGUUACUUACUGUGGACAGACUUAAGAAAUGGGGACUCAGUGUAAAUGGCUCAUGUGUGUUAUGUCAUACUAACUUGGAGACAAGGAAUCAUCUAUUUGCUGAAUGUGACUAUGCUAAAAGGUUGUGGGGUAGAUUGAGUCAAUGGGCAAAGGUACAGAACAUUAGUAGUUCAACAUGGGAGCAACAACUAUAG
Messenger RNA from Nicotiana attenuata, 1026 nucleotides. RefSeq lists its product as uncharacterized. Bases 1 to 1026 code for a protein of 341 amino acids. The transcript has 2 exons. NCBI's taxonomy places the organism in Eukaryota, Viridiplantae, Streptophyta, Magnoliopsida, Solanales, Solanaceae. The record is from RefSeq and is a predicted model, not a curated record.